Molecule: messenger RNA, 2163 nt
Organism: Odocoileus virginianus texanus
Lineage: Eukaryota; Metazoa; Chordata; Mammalia; Artiodactyla; Cervidae
Gene: CCDC27
Product: coiled-coil domain containing 27
Source: RefSeq, a predicted model, not a curated record
CGUGAAGCUUGGGAAGCUGGUCUUCUGCCCACCUGUGUUUGGACUUGCAUGUCCACGCUUGGGGUUGCGACUCCCUCAGCACCCAGCUCCAGACUCGAAUCCCACAGGAUUGAUCCGAGUCAUCCUGCAGGUGACCAACCUCGGUCCUCACUCCACACUCCUGAUGUUACCCAUCAGAGCCAGCGGGCCCAAGAAGAAAAGUCUGGUGCCCAACUUGAUAGAAAAGGGCCUGAUUGUCCUCCGGAAGGUGGCCAGCCGGGACGAACAGGCCCCAGAAUGGAAACUCCGCCAACAGCAGCGCUCCCUCAGCAAGUCGGCUCAGGCCAUCUGCCGCUACUACAAGAAGCUGAGAGACUUCAACCAGGAUGCCAGCCCCCAGGACAGCGGCUUCAUGUCCGAAAUGGAGGAGCUUCGGCGCAAGUUCCUCAAGCGUCCCGGCUGCCCGCAGUUCAGCACCAGGUCUACAUCCAUGAGCCACUACAGUUCAGCCAUGACCCUCUCUCUGCCUGAGGACACAGGCGUCAGCCCUGAGACCUGGAAGGGGGCCGAGAACCUGCUCUCCAGCCAGCAAGGCUUGGACGUGAAGGUGGACGGCCGCCUCCUUCCCCUUAGCAAGAGUGCCUGUGAAUUCAACUACCUGCGGAAGAAGAGCGAGUCCCAGGUGCUGAGCCCGACUCCCAGCAGCCCCGACCUGGGGCAGAGCUACCCGAGGAAGCGGGUACCCUGGUACAUCUCCAUCAUCCAUGAGAAGAACCAGAGCCUGUUGGCAUUGGGGGAGGAAGUCCAACGCCUCUCGGAGAUGGAAGCGCAGGUUCAGAAGAGACAGGAAGAGAUCCUGGCUCUCCAGGAGGAGAGGGAGGCCCUGAGGAAGCAGCUGAAAUGCCUCCUGAAGAGUAAGAGCCUGGAGGCUAUGCCCAGACAUGUCUUGCGGCAGCAGGAAGAGUGCGACAGAGGCAAGGAGCUGGAAGGUGGCGACUAUGAGGAGGAAGAGUAUCUGGAAGGGCAGGCCAAGAGGGCAGCGGACAAAGGGGCGAGGGCUAGAGCCAGCAGGAGGGAAGGUCUGCAGGAGAGCAGAAGCGAGGAGGAGGCGGUGGCCGUGGUAACUGCGCAGGAGGAUGAGGACGAGGACAGGGAUGGGUAUGGGGCCGGGGAGGUGGAGGAAGAGGACCAGGAGGAGGUGAUGGAGCUGGAUGAGGAGAAGGAGCUGCAGGAGGAGGAGGCCAUGGCCAGGAGGUGGGGCGGCUUCGUGGAUGACACUUUUGAGGAGGAGCUGAUGGCCCAGCUGGAGGAGUACGAGCAGCUGAUCCAGGAGUUCCAGUUUCAGCUUGAGAUCACCAGGACCAGAUACUCCCUGGCAACAGGAGCCAUCAAGUCUUUACAGCGACAGGUGGAAUUCCAAGAGUCGCAAUUGCUGAAAAUCAACACGGAGAAUGAGAUGCUGCAGAAGGAGCUGCGAGAGAGGAAGAAACAGCUGCAGGCCAUGUCUGACAAGUUCUCCAACCUCCGGGAAGACAAGAAGUACCAGGAAACAAUGGGCCUCAUCGAGAACAACAACCUCCUCCUCAGACAGCAAGUGUCAGAGCUGGAGAGUGAACUGGCCAAGAGGGAAAAGACCAUCUCGGAGCUGGAGGCCAAGGUCAACCAGCUGCAGAACCAGGUGAAUCAGAGCCAGAACCACCUGCAGAGGCGGAAGCAGCUCCAGGAGGAGAUGCAGAACAAGAACGAGAUGAUCCAGCACGCAGAGCAGCAGGCCCGUGAGGCCCUGGAAUAUGCCCAGGCCAGGCUUGAAAGACUGAGGAACAAGAUCAUCCAGGCCACCUUCAACACCAUAGGGAUCAAGAACUUGGCCACUGAGAUAUCUGACAAUGACAUCCUGGAAGGCUUGCAGAGGAUCAUCUCAGACCGAAUAGACUACUACAACCAGCUGAAACAGAAGGGGGUCAAGGUGCCCCCCCUGCAGCAGAUGGAGAUCUUAUCCUCACCCAGCAAGUCCAAGAAGAUAAGCUCCAAGGAGGCCCAGCUCAGACCCUAGGUGCAGCCAGUACAGCAGAGGCCAGGGCCCAGCCUGGGUGCACCCUGGGUGCCCCCUUUCCCUCCAUCACCCCCUCCCCCACCUGUGGCCCCACCCUGGCCCUCUGAUUCAGAAUUACACUUGCUGCUGGC